This is a messenger RNA of Brienomyrus brachyistius, 832 nucleotides long. It is a transcript of the gene apoc4, whose product is annotated as apolipoprotein C-IV. The transcript has 4 exons. Bases 96 to 404 code for a protein of 102 amino acids. The record is from RefSeq and is a predicted model, not a curated record. NCBI's taxonomy places the organism in Eukaryota, Metazoa, Chordata, Actinopteri, Osteoglossiformes, Mormyridae.
UGUUACUUUGCCUUGAUGCCUUGUUGAGGCGACUUACAGUCAGUCUACCCACUGAACAGCACAUAGACAACUUCUCUCAGAAGCCAAAAAACAGCAUGUUACGGAGUCUCAUCACGCUCACCAUGCUGCUGCUACUGGCAGCACAGCUGUCACUGUCAGACACAGAGAAUGGUGAUAACUCAGAGGCAGACAUGUCAGAGACACUGCAGCUGCUGGCAAAUACAUACCGGACAGCCAUGACGAGAGCAAUGGAUGUUGGACAAACCCUGCUAGACUUCAGCACGAUGUAUUACCAAGACCAUGUCAAGCCCACGACAGACAAAUACAUUGAGCUGGCUUCUGACACCACAAACUCCAUGUGGGAGCGCAUAUCCAACAAAUGGAAGGAAUAUUAUGACAACUAGUUGCCAGUAGCAGAAAUACGCAACACGUCUUGCUCCCCCCAUAUCUGGCAAGUCAUUCAGGCAAGUGUCAUUUAGACUUUAGUCUCACCAUAUUCCUUAGUAUGUUCACAGCCGAUGACAAAGACAAGGUAAAGAAUGUUGAAAAUUGGGUCAGAAAUGCAAUAUAUACACAUUACUUUAUUCCUACAGGUUUUAAAGAGUAUGAUGUAACUAUGCAGUAUUACUCAACGUCACGCAUCAGAGUUCUUUCUGAGCCUGACUGCAUUGCACGCCCAUCAAACCUGCAACACCUUGUUUUGAGUCAGCUGUUCCUGGAAUCAGGAACAUAUGAACAUAUAAGAAAAUCAGGUUCCUCUUAAUCUAAAAUUACUGGUUCUGUGCUGGCUGAACUACUGCUCUGUCUUAAUUAAACCAGUUGUUGCGUUCUA